AAUUCUGCAUUUUUUUAAAUGAAUUUUGAUGAUUAAGAAAAUUAUAAAACUGAAUUAAAAUUAAUUGAUGGAAAUUUACGAAUGAAAAAUAAUUACAAAUUUUAAUAUACUAUUGAUGAUUAUAGAUUAAAAACAAGCUCUUAUUUAUAUAUUUGGUUAAAAAAUGAAAAAUAGAUUGAAGUAGGGUAUUUACCUUUAUAAAUUUAUAAAAUAGCAACAGGUCCAUUCCAUUAUGAUAUGGAAAUGGAAUGGAAAAAUUUAAAUUAAUAAUAAAGUUAAGUAAAAGUCGGUAGAAUAAGUUUCGAUAUAAAAAUGUUUUAGAAAAUUCAAUUUGAAAUAGAGGCAGAAAAAGUAUCUAUUUUUCUAGAAAAUAAUUAGAAAGAUGAUAAUUAAAAAGAAAAUAAUUAAAAGUACGAAGCAUAUAAUUUUUAAUUUAAAAUAAUAACUUAUAAUAAUGUGUUUAUUAGUGAUCAUUCAGUAAAUUUUUUAAAUAAAGACUUAUCUUUUUUUUAAUAAAUACAAAAUUAAUUAAACUAAAAAUCUUU
Molecule: messenger RNA, 545 nt
Organism: Ichthyophthirius multifiliis
Lineage: Eukaryota; Ciliophora; Oligohymenophorea; Hymenostomatida
Exons: 3
Source: RefSeq, a predicted model, not a curated record